AUGGCGCCAAAGAAGCCGAAGCCGAAGGUAAUCUCAAACUCGGCUGCGAAGAAUUUGAAGCCGGAGGUAAAGCGACUCGAUAGGUCGGCUUACUUCGCUAGAAGAGAAGCCGCUAAGGUCUUGCGCAGCGUUCUCCAUGGUGACGCUAGACGGCGAGCCGUCGGAUCUAUCAAGUCCCUUGUUUACAGUCCAACAAUCAGAAACAAAAAAGCCACCUACGCAUUAGUUUGCCAAACGCUCAAGUAUCUCCCAAUUAUUAAGGAUAUUUUGGUGGCUGCGAAUGUACUUAGUGGCAAGUGGAAGAGGCAAGGAGAGUUAAUAUAUAUAAUCACAUAUGACAUUCUUUUUGGCCAGGAGGGCUCAGUAGUUGGUGAUGCAGAAAAGUUUCUACUGCUAAAAAAAGAUGCAUUGCAGUCAGCUUUGGCACUGAUUUUAAAGCGUAAGGGAGUGAAAGACAUAAAAGACUUGAUGACAUCUGCCAUUUCUUCCAGCUCCUCUCCUGCUUCUGAUGUACCGAAACCUCGUUAUGUUCGCGUAAAUACUCUGAAGAUGGAUGCGGAAUCGGCCUUGCUUGAGUUGAGGAAACAGUAUGAGGUUCGGGAGGAUGACACCGUGCAUGGCUUGUUGAUACUCCCACCAGGUGCUGAUUUGCACAAUCAUCCACUGGUGAAAAAUGGAAGUGUUUUCAUGCAGGGCAAGGCAAGUUCCAUGGUUGCAUUAGCUCUUGGGCCCAAACCAGAAUGGGAGGUCAUUGAUGCCUGCGCGGCUCCAGGAAACAAAACAGUUCACCUAGCCGCUCUUAUGAAGGGAAAGGGGAAGAUUAUAGCUUGUGAACUCAAUAAAGAAAGGGUUCAACGCCUGGAAGAUAAUGUUAAACUGGCUGGGGCCACUAAUGUGAAAGUUAAGCAUGAUGACUUCUUGAACCUUAAUCCUGAAGAUCCUUCAUAUUCAAAGGUUUGUGGUAUACUUUUAGAUCCAUCAUGUUCUGGAUCUGGGACUGUUGUCGAUAGAUUAGAUCAUUUGCUCCCAUCAUAUAGUGCAGGCGAUCCUGAUCCCAUUGACAUGAAUCGGCUUAGAAAGCUUGCUGCUUUUCAGAAGAAGGCUCUGGAGCAUGCGUUAUGUUUCCCUGCUGUCGAGAGAAUUGUUUACAGUACAUGCUCCAUUCAUCAAAUUGAGAAUGAAGAUGUUGUCAACUCAGUUCUGCCUUUUGCUUCAACUCAUGGUUUUCAACUUGCGACAACCUUUCCUCAGUGGCCUCAACGCGGCCUUCCAACUUUUGAUGGAUCCCAACAUUUGCUGCGGACGAAUCUGGUUGAAGACAAAGAAGGCUUCUUUAUUGCUCUGUUUGUUAGGAAGACUAAGCAUCAAUUAGAACAGCCUACGAAGACUGCUGAAAAAAGUACUGAUACAAAAGUUAGGAGGAAAAAGAAACGUGUAAACUAUCCUAUUGCUAGAAUGCUUGGAAAAUGGUGGUAA
Molecule: messenger RNA, 1476 nt
Organism: Fraxinus pennsylvanica
Lineage: Eukaryota; Viridiplantae; Streptophyta; Magnoliopsida; Lamiales; Oleaceae
Source: the annotation of a GenBank genome assembly